Messenger RNA from Chrysoperla carnea, 1631 nucleotides. RefSeq lists its product as uncharacterized. Gene Ontology annotation, biological process: RNA polymerase II preinitiation complex assembly; transcription initiation at RNA polymerase II promoter. NCBI's taxonomy places the organism in Eukaryota, Metazoa, Arthropoda, Insecta, Neuroptera, Chrysopidae. The record is from RefSeq and is a predicted model, not a curated record. Gene Ontology annotation, cellular component: SAGA complex; SLIK (SAGA-like) complex; transcription factor TFIID complex. The transcript is spliced from 7 exons. Gene Ontology annotation, molecular function: transcription coactivator activity; RNA polymerase II general transcription initiation factor activity; protein heterodimerization activity. Bases 15 to 1631 code for a protein of 538 amino acids.
UAUGUAUUAUAAAAAUGACGUCAAAUUAUGCAUCUGAUAUAAAACUUGUGAAAAAAUUGAAGGAGAAGAAAAAAAGUAGAAUGAAUUCCUCCGAAAAUGAUACUCGAGAUUCGUCUAAAUGUACGGCUAUCGAAAUUGAUACAAUAAAUUCUGUGCGAGAUCAAAUGUUUCCCGAUUUAACCAUAUCUGAAGCAAUUGCUACAUAUUUAGCUGAUGAUGUUACACAUAAAAUUCGUGAAAUUAUGCACAAUGCCCGUACUAAGAUAAAACAUACAAAACGACGUACGUUAUUGGGAAAAGAUCUCGAUAGUGUUAUGGAAUUAGCGAAUAUUCAACGAAUUUAUGGGCCGAUGAGUACUGAAUGGAAAUUUAGCGAUGGGCAUUAUGUAAUUGAUGAUCCAAUGGUAAAUUUAUUCGAUUUAGCGUUUCAAGCUAAAACAUUUAUACAAGAUAGUCCACCAAUAUUAACGUGCCAUUCCAUAUCAACAAAUAUAGCCGUUGAACAUCAGUACUACGAAAAUAUAUGUAAAUGUGUUUUUUCAAAUAAUACAAAAUUGGCAACAAUUGCUUUAAAAAAUUUAAAAGAAAAUAAAAAUAUUGGUAAUUUAGUGGAUCUAUUUGCAACAUUUUGUUUUCUAGCAUUUAUUGUUGAUAAAGGUCAUAAAAAGUUAAUUUUAAGGAUGUUAAAUAAUUUAGUAUAUAAUCCACAUAUUUCGGUCUUUGAACCAGGAAAUGGGCUAAAAUUGGUCUGCUCAUUUCUUGUAUCAGAAUUGUUUCCAGCAAAUUUAAACACCACCGUUAAAAAAAGUACAAAAACAAUUGAAUAUGAAGAAGAAGUAACGAAUCUUUUAAUAUUUUUAAUAACACGAUGGAAAUCCUUGGAACCAGUUGUUUUAUUAACAUUAGAAAAGUAUAUAAAUUUAAAUGUAACAAGUGUUCAUUGUGUAUCAAUGAAUAUUAUUCGAAUUAUAUGUCAAGCUGGAAUCGAGAUUACAAGUAUAUUAUUCUGGAAUAAAUUAACAGUAUUUCGGUUAGAUAUGCAAUUACAAGAAAUAAUACCAAAUAAAUAUGUACAUAAAUUCGACUUUCAUACUGCGACGGAUUUAUAUUAUGAUCUGAAACAUUGUUUAUGGUAUGCAUCGUCUUACCUAUUUCGUACCUUGGAAUUUCCGGAUGAAUGGUCGAAAGAAAUAACACAACUUUUAGGAGGUGCAUGUGUGCCUUUAUAUCCUCAUUUUGGAAUGAUUAACUUUAAUACAGAACUUUACACAGAGAAAUUAACAAAAAAGGUAACAAUUCGGAAAAUAUGUAAAAAUGUUACGAAAAGAAAAUAUCAUGCCGAAAAAGUAUUUGAAGAUUAUGGUAUAUUAAUACGUAAACCUAUUAUAGACAUAAAAUAUGGUAAAUGUAUAUCUGCGAAACAACGAAUUGAAUAUCAACCAAUACCAAUUACACCAACCUUCGAUGAAUUUGAAUUGAGUACGGACGAUGAUACACACAUUGAAACCGAAAUGAAUACAGACUUUGUGAUAAUAAAUAGUAAAUAUUUACCAUCGUUAGAUUUAAUUGAUUAUGAAUUACCGAAAAAACCGAAUACAUGUAAAUGUCAUAAUUUAUUAUUCGUAAUAUAA